UACAAGUGUCCUACAGAGAGCAGGCACGGUUUUAUCACGGUGAGAUUUUACGGACUUCGGUCUCUUAAUCUUUAAGUCAUAACUGGAAUAAAUUCUACUUUAACAGAUAAUAUGCCUAAAGGAGGAAAGAGAUAUGCAAAUAUGGACCAAGAUGGCAAAUGGUUUGCCCAUGUUGUCUCGCAACAGUGUGAGGUAACACGAGAAGCCUGUACCACCACAGGAGAGAUGCUUUCCCAGCCCAUACCACAACACAUGCAAGGACAAAAGAGAUAUACCAAAACUUGUAUCAACCAUGAAAAGAAGACAAUGGGCAGGAGCUAUCCGUUUUCAGAGCACGAUAAUCAAGGUUCACUGCAAGAUAAUAUAGAUACAUAUGGCCAAGGCUUGGGUCGGAAGAAGUGUCUGGAUGACCGCCGGCAGCAUAACUCUCAUUUCUGCCUCUGUCAUGAUGGCAGUGUGAGUGCAGUAUGGUUGGGGAGCAGGGAUCAUUCAGCUUAUCAGACUGACUUCCUGCCCAAGCAAAACACAGAGAGCACAGAAGACACACAGCAUAUACGCCGUUUUCCCAGGAACCAUCUGAAACGGUCAAAUGAGGCUGCUGUGGCUCAGGCUGAGGAGGGCUACAUGUGGUUUGGAAGGCAUGAUUUGAAUCACCGCACACCUCUUCAUGUACUGGCAGCUACCAACCACUCCUUAGCCUUGUAAUUGUUAUAAUCCGGUUAUAAUGUGGGUGGCUGUGGCUCAAGUGGCAGAGCAGGUUGUCCACUAAUCGUAGGGUUGGCGGUUCGAUUCCCGGCCCACAUGACUCCACAUAGCUUGGGCAAGACACUGAACCCCAAGUUGCUCCUGAUGGUAAGUUAGGCCUUGCAUGGCAGCUCUGCUACCACUGGUGUGUGAAUGGGUGAAUGAGACACAGUGUAAAUUACUUUGGAUAAAAGCACUAUGUAAGUUUGCCAUGAUCCAGUCACAGAAGAGCACAUUAAAGCAUCCAUGUGUAUUUUU
Molecule: messenger RNA, 1002 nt
Organism: Ictalurus punctatus (channel catfish)
Lineage: Eukaryota; Metazoa; Chordata; Actinopteri; Siluriformes; Ictaluridae
Gene: tex36
Product: testis expressed 36
Exons: 4
Coding region: 112-705 (197 amino acids)
Source: RefSeq, a predicted model, not a curated record